This is a messenger RNA of Capsella rubella, 773 nucleotides long. RefSeq names its product auxin-responsive protein IAA30. Lineage: Eukaryota; Viridiplantae; Streptophyta; Magnoliopsida; Brassicales; Brassicaceae. The record is from RefSeq and is a predicted model, not a curated record. The coding region runs from base 52 to 576 and encodes 174 amino acids. Gene Ontology annotation, molecular function: protein binding. Gene Ontology annotation, cellular component: nucleus. The transcript is spliced from 3 exons. Gene Ontology annotation, biological process: regulation of DNA-templated transcription.
UUUAGAUAGAAACCAAAGAGAGAGAGAGAUCGAAAUAGUAAAAUAACAAAAAUGGGAAGAGGAAGAAGCUCAUCGUCUUCAUCGAUAGAGAGCAGCUGCAAAAGCAACCCAUUUGGUGGGUCUUCAAGCAAUACUCGGAACCUGAGCACAGACCUGAGGCUCGGACUCAGCUUCGGAUCAUCGUCCGGCCAAUAUUACAACGGUGGAGAAAACCAUGAUCAGUAUGGAGGAGUGGGCGCGGCUGACCAGGAGAUGAUGAUCUUGGAAGAAGAAGAUCAAAACGAGUGUAACAGCGUCGGAAGCUUCUACGUGAAGGUCAACAUGGAAGGAGUUCCCAUCGGAAGAAAGAUCGAUCUUUUGUCACUUAACGGAUACCAUGAUCUUAUCACAACUCUCGACUACAUGUUCAACGCCUCAAUCCUUUGGGCUGAAGAAGAAGAGAUGUGUAGUGAGAAGAGUCAUGUGCUAACGUACGCAGACAAAGAAGGUGACUGGAUGAUGGUUGGAGACGUUCCUUGGGAGAUGUUCUUGUCUAGCGUGAGAAGACUGAAGAUCUCAAGAGCUUACCACUACUGAUUUUUUUUUCUUUUCUUAAAAGCAAAGGUGGAAAUCUAGGAUUGACCAAUACAGUGGUGGAGAAAAAGUUAGUUUUGUCUGAUGUAAAUCACUUGUUCGAGAUUUUUGUUUCUAGUUUUAUUAUUACAUUCUAUAAAAAUCGGUCGUAACUUGUAAGGAGGCAAUUUUUUCAAAAAAAAAAAGGUUUCGCUUAUGCA